UGAGGCUGCGUGACACGCGAGGACGGCGCGCGAGCGGCUGUCCUGGCAUUUUGGCUGAAAUCCGAUGGCUUUGAGAUGUUUGGGGGGCAUUGUUUUGGGGAAGGUGUGCGGUGGGGGAUGGGCACAGACUAAUGGUACCAACAAAAAGUUUAACCACUUCACCGACCUCACUGACAUGGCUGAACGCUCGUGCUGGCAGAUGUUCCGGAGUCAGAUCUGGCUAAUUUAAAAACCUGAUUUCCGGGAUUUUUUUUAAUCUCUGAACAGAACGGCUCCUAUUUGUGCAUUUAGUUUGAAGAUACCACUUUGAGCGUGAUUGUUGUUGUGGCGACGAGUAGUUAAAUCGUUUUCUUAUUGGCGGAGGCUAGCUGACCCCCCCUACUGUCAGCGCUGGUUCAGUCUGGCUCGCCCCCAGUUCGUGCAUUUGUCCCGGGAUGACCUGUUGAUGUCUGUGAAAUAAGAUAAGGUGGGGUAUCCGAACUAGCGCGAAAUGGCUAUGGAACAUUAACUUUGAAAUUCCUCGGACUGAAAAGUAUGCACUUGGGUAUUUAAGGAUGCUAAUAACCGGCUGCUCAUUCAGUCGUUAGAGAUUCCUGAGUGUUGCCGUUGUAAUUGAGUGGCGUGGAGAACGGGGCGAACCCUCAUUUCGGCGGUGCCGCACACGAGACGGACCCGUCUAGGCCCGAGGAUGUAGUAGGCACGCUCGCUCUCGGUGCGGUGCAUUGGCAAAGACGGGACAAGAGCGGCAAACUUGCUCGUUUCGCGCGACCCUCGGUGCGUCGCGGCGUUUCCCCCCGCUGCGUUUGUGCUCGCUCGCAUGUAGGUGCUGCAUUUCUCACAGAGUGGCUCAUAGUGGGCGCUUUUGCCAUCGUUCUUCACCCCCCUUCACGGCCCGUGCCAGUGGAGAACUCCGGACGGACGGGCAGAUUGACUGACACACGGUUAGCCUGCCGCCGACACAGCCUCAUUACACUGCUGUACUGGCAGGUCUGGCGGCCAAAGAUUUCUCUGGUGGUGCUGGCCAUAGCGCCAUGGCUCAGACCCUUCAGAUGGCGAUCCCAAACUUCGGCAACAAUGUCCUGGAGUGUUUGAACGAGCAGCGGCUACAGGGCCUGUACUGCGACGUGUCCGUGGUGGUGAAAGGGCACACCUUUAAAGCUCACCGUGCCGUGCUGGCAGCCAGCAGCUCCUACUUCCGUGACCUUUUCAACAGCAGCGCGGGCAGCAAAACCCCUACGGUGGUGGAGUUGCCUCCGGCCGUACAGCCGCAGAGCUUUCAGCAGAUCCUGGCCUUCUGCUACACCGGUCGCCUCAGCAUGAAUGUCGGAGACCAGUUUCUGCUCAUGUACACGGCUGGCUUUCUCCAGAUCCAGCAGAUUAUGGAGAAGGGCACAGAGUUCUUCUUGAAGGUCAGCUCGCCCAGCUGCGACUCACAGGGCCUCCAUACUGAAGAAACUCCUCCGUCGGAGCCUCAGAGUCCCGUCACCCAGACAGCGGCAGGGGCCGCGGCAAAUGGAGGAGGUGGGGUGGUGGCUACGGCAGCCAGUCGGCCCACUUCCUGCUUGACCCCGUUGCCUCUGGUGUCUCGGGUGAAGACAGAGCAGCCGGAGGCUUCGCCCUAUUCUGUGGUGUGCACGCCGGUGGCCAAGCGGCUCUGGGAAGGAAGCAAUCGGGAAGGCGGCGGAGGCUCUGGCACAGCCGGAGGAGGAGGGAUGAGGAAGGCGGCCCGGUUUUCCCAAGAGAUGGCACGUGGAAGCGCCAUCCAGCAGCAAAGUAGCAUGGGACUUGGUAUGGGUCUUGGAAUGGGCACGGGGGGUCACAGUGGCAGCAGCAGCACCAAUGGCAAUGGCACGAACAGUGCCACUCCUGAAGGCACCAGCCCCGGUACAUUGAGUGCCUAUGCCAGCGAUUCACCCAUCUCUUACCAUGACGAUGAGGAAGAGGAAGAGGCGGUGGACGAUGGCACUGAAGAGCAGUACAGGCAGAUCUGCAACAUGUACACCAUGUACAGCAUGUUAAACGUGGGAGCUACAGCGGGCGAGCGUGUGGAGGCCCUCCCGGACCACUCAGAGACGCGGCCUAGGAUGCGCGGCCGACAGGAUCUCGCCUCUCUCCCUGCCGAGCUCAUCGCUCAGAUCGGCAACCGCUGUCAUCCUAAACUUUACGAGGAAGGUGACCCUGCAGAGAAACUGGAGCUAGUUUCAGGCACCAGCGUGUACAUUUCACGAGCUCAGCUGAUGAACUGUCACGUCAGUGCAGGGACCAGACACAAAGUCCUUCUGAGGAGGCUGCUGGCUGCUUUCUUCGAUAGGAGCACUCUGGCCAACAGUUGUGGAACCGGCAUCCGUUCCUCCACCAAUGACCCCAGCCGUAAGCCGCUGGACAGCCGAGUGUUACACGCAGUCAAAUUUUACUGCCAGAACUUCGCCACCAGCUUUAAGGAGAGCGAGAUGAACGCCAUUGCAGCGGACAUGUGCACUAACGCUCGGCGCGUGGUGAGGAAGAGCUGGAUCCCCAAGCUGAAGCUACUGAUGGCGGAAGGCGACGCCUAUGCCAAUUUCCUUCCCGACAGCAUCAAGAUGGAAGCGGACGGCCUUAGUGGCGAGCCUACCUUUGAGACCGCAAGCCUGGAGGGUGGCACUUCGGUGGAGACCGGAGGAUCCUCGGGCGAGUCUCUGCAGGGUGUGGGCGGAGACAACGGCACUUUGUUUCAGUGAGCGACCCGGCAAGGAAAGCCCUGCCCCAUCCCCUCUGCCGCCCCACCUCCUUCCCGCCUCCCACACCGCUGCGUGACUCUGGGCUCUGCUGCUUUUGCCUAGGAUGGGAAAGGGAGAGUCGGGUAGGAGAUUGGAGGAGAUAGCACGGUCUAGUGUCGGGAGGAACACGGGGGUUUAUGCCAGGGGCGCCAUUUUCUUUUCAAUCAUUUUUGUUUUUGCUGAAUAACCCUUUUUUGCACAGAAGAUCCCCUUUGCCUCCAUGCUCGGCAAGUAAAUCUAGUCACCGACGCUAUAGGAAUACAUAAUUAGGACCAGGCAAAGUUAUUGCGACGGGAGGCCCGAGGUUCCCUGAUCUCACUCUACUGAAUUUGAAUGUAUUAGUUUGUAGCACCUGGCUAUGUCAGACUAGCCGAUUGUAUUUGGCCCAGGAGAGAGACAGGAAAAAUGCUUGUCAUAAGAUCUAAAGGAACAGCAGAUGGAGAAAGUAGUGAGGGAGGAGAGGAGAAGGAGAAGUAGGUGGCAUAUUCUGUCUCUCGUUCUGUCUAAAAUGGAAAGAAUCUGAUAUCCUCCUCUCCUUCCAUUCCUCCCAAAAUAUAUGUGGGAUCUUAGUCUGCCACAUUCUUUGUUUUUUAUGUCGCUGUUUUUUUCCUUUCCCCUUCUACUUGUUCCACUGUGUGUGAUUUAUAUGAAUCCAGAGUUGAUGAAAGAUGAUUAAGGACUGUAAAGGAUAAAAAUAUAUUUAUCUGCUCACACCUUUAGAGCUUGAGAGAGAGGGAUUGUUUUAAAAUCUCUGUUUUUGUUCGUUUUUUUUUUUGUUUUGUUUUUCUUAAAUGUUUCUCAAGAGACACCUUGUUUAUUGGGCUUUAAAUGGAAAUAGUGAGAAAAAUGAGGAAUAUUUUUGCAUAAGGAUUAUCUUACAUUUCAAAGGCUGGUGCUUGGCUUGUAUCUGGAGUUCGAUCAUUUCCGUAGCUGAAUUCGAUUGGCCGUUUUGACCAGUGGCGCAUGACAUCUCAUUGAUUUAAAGGGAUAGUUUAUUCAAAAAAAUGAAAAUUCUGUCAUCAUUUAUUCACCCUCAUGUUAAUCCAAAUCUGCAUGAUGUUAUUUCUUCUGUGAACCUUUCCAUUCACUGAAAGGCAAUGGGAUUCAGUGGUAACUUCCAAACCCCACUGACUUUCAUUGUUUACACAAAAACAGUUGAAACAUUCUUUAAAAUAUCAUCUUUUGUGUUCCAUACAGUUUCAGAACAACAUGAGGGUGAGUAAACGAUGACAGAAUUGGAUAAACUAUCCCUUUUUAAGAGAAAAGAAAAAUUGUGUAGGACAUAAAAACAAAGUGUUUUUUGAGUGUAAACCUUUUAGCUUUCUUCCCCCAUUAUCGCACACAAACUUGCUUUUACAGCCCAGGGGGGAAAGAAGGUUGUGCUUUGUAUUGUUAGUCACUUUACUGUCUUAAGGUUUGGGCCUGACUUUGUGUGUGUUUGGGAGUGGAGGAGGGUUUACAUUGCUUGUGUCCCAGGAGAGGAGGAGCAGAAUGAUUAAGUCUCUCCAUGUUGCCCAUGUCCCUGUUUGGGCAGCUGUGUGUGCGUGUGUGUGUCUGUGCUCGCUUAGGCAAGCAUGUGUGUGUCCGCACAAGUCACCAUCUGUAUACAUUCCUUGCACAUAGUUGGCACUGUGUAUUUGCAUGUGGGUGAUGUGUUGAUUCGGGGAUUUAGGGUAUGUUUGUUUCUGCGUCGGAGGUGUCUCGUACGGAUGCUUUUAAGGAAAUUCGGCCUUCUGAAGGUUUGCCAUAACCUGUGAACCUUUGCAUAAUCCAGAUUUCCAUCAGGAUUUGAAUGGGAUUGCAUGUGAUGUCUUAAUGUGCACUCAGGCAUGGGUUUUAUAUGCACAUGCCUCGCAAAAACAGAAAUACGAUACUUUAGGCAAUUUUAAUAUUUCAUGCCCGAGUUAUUAGGCCGCGCGUGUUUGUAUAAGUCAUGUUUUUUUUGUGCGUCUGACCUCCUGGGACACAUAGAGUAGCCGCCCCCUUUCUGACAGAGGAAAUGGACCUCUUUGCACCUUUUCCUAGACUGAACUAGAGCCUUUUGCACCUUUUUGUAGAGGAGAGUGGUGGAUUGUGCACCUUUUUUUGUAGAGCGUAAUUGAUGGUUUUUGGACUAAACUUCGUGGAUGUGUAUGUGUCGGUAUCUGGCCCGGAACAGGAUGCACCCCUGCGUCUGCGGCCAACCGUGUUGAAUACUGAUGUAAAUAUCGAAGAGACUGUUGAACAGAUUUUGACCACGUUUUUAACAGGUCGUUCGUCUUUUUAAUUGAUGGCUUACAUUAGGUCUUUCACCCCUCUUGUUUUAGCUCAUGUUUUUUUUUUCUUUUAUUUCUUUUAUUUGCAUAACCAAGUCUGGCUUACCUGCUGUUUGUAUAUCUGGAAAUUGUAGUUUUCUUGUUUUGUUUUAAGGCUUUAGAGUCGUAGCAAAGAAAGUGAACUCCUGGCAAGUUUACGUCUUAAAUGCAGUCUGGUUCGGGUCUGACCGGUGACCUCUUUUCUUUUCUUUUUUUUCUUUUCUUUUGAACCAGAAGACAAUAAUGCUUCUAGUGUAGAAAUGUAUAACAUUCACCAAUCAUUCGAAAUCAACAUCUGGGAAUGUGCAUGAAUCAUUUCGUUCUCCGUUUCAUUUCUCCUUUCUUUUAGCAGACCAUGUGUACUGUAUUUACUUUUCAACUACUACUAAUUCAAGGUGAAAGAGUUGACUUGCCAAGUUUUUUAAGGAUACAAUAUAGAGUUGUUUGACUGAUGAUAGAGUACUGAGUAUUUUUUCAUUUCUUUUUAUUGACUAAAGUGCUGGUGAGGGAUGAACUGGUGCUAUGUGUGCUAUUCUUUAGAUGUUAAAGGCCUGCUGGGUCACUGGUGCCUUUUCAGGAGGACUGUGGGAGACGGACUGCGCGUGUAUCUGGGUGGGGCGUGGAGUGGCGGCGCUCCUCUCUCUCCUCUCGCCGGCUAUGACUGUGCCAGUGUUUAUGCGUCCUCCAUUUUGAUGGCACAGAUCACAUAUGCUGCAUGCGUCGCUGGAGAGGAACCGCUGUGUCCAUGCGCCACCUGCUGUCUGUGUGUUGUUACUGCGGCUUAAAUUUACUACUUCCAGUCAACACCAGGGGGUGUCAUAACUGAGAAAGAUGACUUUUAGUGGCUACAAAAGAUGGCCUUUCUCCUUCUGGGAAGUUGAAGGUGACGUGUGUAAUUUUUUUCAAUGUUAAAAUACUAAAAGUAAGCCAUUUGAUGGUUGAUUUUCCCCGAAAGGUGUAACACUGUGGCUCUGUGGCACUAUCAAAAAGUUGCUCUGUUUGUUUGAGCAUCACAACCAGCCCGAAAGAGCAACAACCCAUGGUGUGAGUUUGAAAUCAUUAUUUUUGUGAUUCCUUUUCAAAUUACACACUUCACCUUUAAAGGAUUAUUUUUAUUUAGGGAAAACUUAAGUCUAGUCCUGGUAUGAAAGGUUUCCUAAGGCAAGUAUAUAUAUAGUGGGAAUGAAGGGACCAGUGUUGAUCAAAAAAGGCUGGGAUGUCCAUAUCACGCUGCCUAUCUCUCUGCUCUCUGUGCCCGAGUAAAGCACCUUUUUCUGGGGUUCGCGUUCCUAAACGGGCUCCCCGGCACCUUGCAAUUCAGUCUGACUGUGUCACGGAGCGCAGAGAGCAGAUAGAUGGCUGACGCCUGAGAGCGUGCGAGUUUAACUGCCCAUAAGUCUUGUCAUUCUUCCUUGUAACACAGUUUGUUGGGGUACUGUGCAUCGUAGAUCAUUGUGAAUUUGUAACCUGGUGGAUCGCUGACAGCAUGCGAGAGAGAGUAUGGAGCGGUGUACUAAAAAUUGAACUCUUUUUAUAAAUAGUGACUGUCUCUCCUCUCUGCAAAGGCAGAAACUGGACCCGUCUGUUUUGAAGCAACGGACUGGCUGCAUUUUGCAGGUUUUCCUUUAGCUUGCAGUUUUUGCUACAUUUUUUGUCAACCUAAGCCUCUUUACCCAGAAUGCAGCACUGCUAUUCCACUCUAAAUAACAGACAUGCCCCAUAAAGAUAUUCUCACCUCUUUCUCUGCGAGUUGCGUUCUCUUCCAGCACACCCCAACACUCUGCUUUCAGUCUUUUUCCCUGAAAUAAGAUGAUGAUGAUGAUGAUGAUUAUAACCCAACUUUGCAAACGUUUUGGUAAAGUAACGUGUGACUGCUCGACAAAUUGAUGUCCGGACAUGGUAUCACGAAUUACAGAGAAAUACAGACAGGAUGGGGGAUGACAUCAGCUCGCUUGAACACUCAAAACAACAAACUGGUUGUGAACCUUUUUUUUUUACGAUGCAGUGUCUCACUUUCUAUGACUACAUCCCUAUACAAAUCUAUAUACUGUAUAUUACAUAGAAGCACUAAUGAAGUUUGAUUGUUAGUCGUGCACUCUCAGCAUGAGUUGUAACCCAUACCCAGCUGUGCUCAUGCACUGACUCUGUAACGCCAGUGCUCAUCCACUCCAUUCUGUCUGUGUUCAAAGUGCCAAUAACUUUGUGAAUCCCUAACUGUGACCCAAUAUUAUCAAAAGUAAUUGCACAUUAACUACUGUAAAAAUGAGUAAGAGAAAAGUCAAAGGAUACAGCUGAAUAUCUUAAUAAAAGUUUGUAACAAAG
Ctenopharyngodon idella (grass carp) is the source of this 7372-nucleotide messenger RNA. It is a transcript of the gene nacc1a, whose product is annotated as nucleus accumbens-associated protein 1. The transcript is spliced from 6 exons. The coding region runs from base 1032 to 2717 and encodes 561 amino acids. Gene Ontology annotation, molecular function: protein binding; RNA polymerase II cis-regulatory region sequence-specific DNA binding; DNA-binding transcription factor activity, RNA polymerase II-specific. The record is from RefSeq and is a predicted model, not a curated record. Lineage: Eukaryota; Metazoa; Chordata; Actinopteri; Cypriniformes; Xenocyprididae. Gene Ontology annotation, biological process: regulation of transcription by RNA polymerase II.